Molecule: messenger RNA, 2069 nt
Organism: Hypoxylon trugodes
Lineage: Eukaryota; Fungi; Ascomycota; Sordariomycetes; Xylariales; Hypoxylaceae
Product: FAD/NAD(P)-binding domain-containing protein
Exons: 3
Coding region: 121-1866 (581 amino acids)
Molecular function (GO): NADH dehydrogenase activity
Source: RefSeq, a predicted model, not a curated record
CCCUACAGAUAAACUCUUGGUCCACCAAAACCUUUUUGUGAUUAUUUUCUUUACUUCCCCAAGUAUCCGUACCUAUCGCACACGCCCAUCCCCCUCGUCUACGAUAGCUACGAGGUUCCGAUGGCGUCGUCCACGAGGGCCUUAAGUAGGCUUACUGGUCCGGCCAGACAGCUGUCUGUGCAUUCAAAUGCGCCGGCCCUGAGCUUUAGUACGACGUCAUGCCCACGAAAGUUAACCUCUUCUACCGUUAUCGCAAGGACACGAACAAGAGCGAUAGUUGUACCUCGCCAAUUCAUAAGAUCUUAUGCCGACGCAGCUCCCGUUAAGAAGCCGCGCAGGAUUCGUACUACAAUUAAAUGGUUAUGGCGCUUCACCUACUUGUCCCUCCUUGCCGGCGUUGGUGCUGUUAUCUAUGAUGGUUACUUAGAUCGUAAUCCGGAAGAGCAAUUCGCUCCUGAUCCUGAAAAGAAGACAUUGGUUAUCCUUGGUACCGGUUGGGGUUCAGUCGCUUUACUCAAGAAAUUAGAUACUGCCAAUUACAAUGUCGUCGUUAUCUCACCUCGAAACUACUUCCUCUUUACCCCUCUAUUGCCCUCGUGUACCACCGGAAACAUCGAACAUCGAUCCAUUAUGGAACCUGUGCGCCAGAUCUUACGUCACAAGAAAGCUGCUGUGAAGUUUUACGAAGCCGAAGCUACCCACAUUGAUGUUGAUAAGAAGGUUGUCAAGAUCACGGAUAACAGUGACAUCAAAGGAAAAGUGCACGAAACCGAAGUUCCGUACGAUAUGCUCGUUAUUGGCGUAGGUGCCGAGAACGCUACUUUCGGUAUUCCUGGUGUCCGCGAACACAGCUGCUUCUUAAAGGAGAUCCGAGAUGCCCAAGCUAUUCGUACCAAGAUCAUGGAUUGUGUUGAAACCGCUGCUUUCAAGGACCAGGAAGCGGAGGAGGUUGACCGUCUGCUUCACAUGGUAGUCGUCGGUGGUGGUCCUACCGGUGUUGAGUUCGCUGGAGAGUUGCGAGAUUUCUUCGAUGAGGAUAUCCAGAAGCUUAUCCCCGAGAUCGCUCCCCGCUUCAAGGUGACUCUUAUCGAGGCUCUACCCAAUGUUUUACCCAUGUUCAGCAAGCAACUCAUUGACUACACUGAGAGUACCUUCAAGGAGGAAGACAUUACCAUCAUGACUAAGACCAUGGUUAAAAAGGUGACCGAUAGGACGGUCGAAGCCGAAGUUACGGGACCCGAUGGAAAGAAGUCUACGAUUACUAUCCCCUACGGUCUUCUCGUAUGGGCUACUGGAAACACUGUGCGUCCUGUGGUCAGAGAUCUCUUAUCGCAAAUUCCCGCUCAGAAGGACUCGAGGCGAGGUCUUGCCGUUAACGAAUACCUAGUCGUCCAAGGAGCCAGGGAUAUCUGGGCUGUUGGUGAUUGCGCCGUUGCCGGAUACGCCCCAACUGCCCAGGUCGCUUCCCAAGAAGGUGCCUUCUUAGCUAGACUAUUUAACAACAUGGCCAAGACCGAAGCCUUGGAACAGCAAGUCCAUGAUCUUAGCGCCAGCUUAAAUCUCAAGCCUGGCGACACCGCUGCCAAGACACAGGAAAUUGAAAGCAUCGAGAAGCAGCUACGCCGUAUUAAGGAUGUCAAGCCUUUCCACUACUCUCACCAAGGUAGUUUGGCCUACAUUGGCAGCGAAAAGGCUGUCGCUGAUGUUGCCUGGUUGAACGGAAACGUCGCUACUGGCGGCAAGCUCACCUAUCUCUUCUGGAGGAGUGCCUAUCUGAGCAUGUGCUUCAGCACUCGCAACCGUGUCCUCGUCGCUCUUGACUGGGUCAAGGCUAAGGUUUACGGACGGGAUGUUUCCCGAGAGUAAAUGCCUCUAUUAGAUAAUAUCUAAUUUUACUAGACGAUUUUCACCUAUUUAGGUUAAAAAUCGCUGGUUAGAUUGGAGGCAACUGGAUUUGUUUGUUUAUCGUAUACAUCCAUGACCCCAUUGACCGUUUAUAUUUUGUCUUCACGGAGUUUCGGAGAGAGGGCAGUGCCAGGCACGAUAUUACAAGAACGGAUACGAAAGAA